This is a messenger RNA of Daldinia childiae, 747 nucleotides long. RefSeq lists its product as uncharacterized. The transcript is spliced from 4 exons. Gene Ontology annotation, molecular function: procollagen-proline 4-dioxygenase activity; iron ion binding; L-ascorbic acid binding. Gene Ontology annotation, biological process: peptidyl-proline hydroxylation to 4-hydroxy-L-proline. Lineage: Eukaryota; Fungi; Ascomycota; Sordariomycetes; Xylariales; Hypoxylaceae. The record is from RefSeq and is a predicted model, not a curated record. Gene Ontology annotation, cellular component: endoplasmic reticulum. Bases 1 to 747 code for a protein of 248 amino acids.
AUGGGGAAGGAUAAAUCAGCCAAGAAGAACCAAUCUUCAAUUCCUCCCACGACAGUUGCGGCCCGAUCACCGGGUUGGCCACCGUUUAAGCCGCCUCUACCUGUUGUGCAACUUUACCCGGAAGCCCCUGUUGAGGGAUUGGAGGACAAGAUAAUACUACUGCGAAACUUCUGGCCAAAGAGCCUUUGUCGAGACUAUGUCAAUUUUCUCAGGACGCUGCCCUUGACGACUACCCCUGGCCGCCCAAAACGUGGCGAGGCACUAAGGGUGAACGAUAGGUUCCAGGUUGAUGACAACCGCUUCGCAGAGAAACUAUGGCUUGAAACAGGAUUGAAGGAUAUCUUGCUAGAUGAGUCUUAUAAACAUCUAUGGGACGGUGAUGUGGUAGGGUUGAAUCCCAACAUUCGAGUAUAUCGAUACUCUAAAGGGCAAUAUUUUGAUUGUCACUACGAUGACUCAAAUUUAGUGACUCUACAGCGCCCUGACGAGUCAUCUAGCACCAUCAACACCAAAACAACUUGGACGCUAUUGCUAUAUCUGACUUCGGCGGCUGAAGGCUGUACUGGUGGAGAAACUGUUUUCUAUCCUCGAGAUCGCAAAUCGCCCAAAGAAGAAAUUGCUAUUGCCCCUGAAACGGGGUUGCUUCUACUUCACAAGCAUGGUGAUGACUGUCUACUGCACGAAGGUCGAGAAGUAACAGCAGGAGAAAAGUGGAUAAUUCGCACUGAUCUUUGCGUAAAGAAGUGA